This is a messenger RNA of Dioszegia hungarica, 1314 nucleotides long. RefSeq names its product putative metacaspase. NCBI's taxonomy places the organism in Eukaryota, Fungi, Basidiomycota, Tremellomycetes, Tremellales, Bulleribasidiaceae. The coding region runs from base 1 to 1314 and encodes 437 amino acids. The record is from RefSeq and is a predicted model, not a curated record. Gene Ontology annotation, biological process: proteolysis. The transcript is spliced from 12 exons. Gene Ontology annotation, molecular function: cysteine-type endopeptidase activity.
AUGUCUUGGAGCCAAUAUCCCGGGCAGGGGCACCACCAGCAGCCCCCGCCUCCACCGCCUCAGCAAUAUGGGCAGUAUCAGCAACAGCCGCAGUAUAAUCAGUAUCAGAACUUUCCACCGCCCCCUCCGCAAGGCAAUUGGGGCGCUCCUCCUCCUCCGGGCAACUAUGGUGGCUAUGCCCCGCCUCCGCCUCCACAGUACCAGCAGCAGGGCAACUAUGGGCCUCCUACAGGAGUACCCCCGCCCGCGCACUAUCAGACCGGCUCAGCAGGUGUGCAGCCGCAACAGCAGCAGCAAGGCUUCCAGCCACCGUAUGGCGGUAACCCAGUGAGACCACCGACUCAGAAUCAGUCCUAUGGACCACAAUUCCAAGGUCAAGGUGGACCGCAGCGGCCAUUCUUCCAGUACUCGCAGUGUACAGGAAGUCGAAAGGCGCUAUGCAUCGGUAUCAACUACUUUGGUACCUCUUCGGAGCUCAAGGGCUGCAUCAACGAUGCCCGAAACGUCGAGAAGUUCUUGUGCACAAGAUACAACUACCGCUCAGAGGAUAUUGUCAUGCUCACCGAUGACGCCCGGAACCCUCGUCAGAUACCUACCAAAGCAAACAUCAUCGCUGCCAUGCAGUGGCUGGUUGCCGGCGCGAAGCCGAACGACGCUCUCUUCUUUCACUACUCCGGACAUGGUGGUCAGACUGCUGAUCUGGACGGGGAUGAGGAUGACGGCUUUGACGAGGUCAUCUACCCCUUGGACUUCAAGCAGGCCGGUCAUAUCGUGGACGAUGACAUGCACAACAUAAUGGUCCGCGCCCUCCCACCUGGAUGUCGUCUGACGGCCAUCUUUGACUCUUGUCACUCCGGAACCGCGCUUGAUCUGCCCUACGUUUACUCAACGGAAGGUGUCAUCAAGGAGCCUAACCUUCUUGCGGAGGCUGGGCAAGGUCUGCUCGGUGCAGGGAUGAGCUAUCUCAGAGGAGAUAUCGGAGGAAUGAUGAAGGGCGUCAUGUCGCUCGGCAAGAACAUCAUGAACCAGAACUCUGGGGCUGCUGAGAAGACCAAGCAGAGCAAGACGAGUCCAGCGGACGCCAUCUCAUUCUCGGGGUGCAAGGACUCGCAGACGAGUGCAGACACGUCCAUGGCUGGCCAGGCUACCGGUGCCAUGUCCUACGCUUUCAUCGCUGCUCUCACUCGGUAUCCUCAACAGAGCUACGUCCAGCUGCUAAAUACGAUCCGAGACGAGCUCAAGGGGAAGUACGAGCAGAAACCCCAGUUGUCUGCUAGUCACCCGAUCGAUACCAAUUUGCUCUUCAUUUGCUAG